CAUCACAGUAUUGUGGAAAACCCUUUUAACUGCGACUAUGGAUACAACAUCAUCUUGGGGAAUGAUGUCUUGGUACAGAAGUACUGCUACUUUCAAGAUGCGAGCAAAAUUAUCAUCGGCAAUAGAACAAUUAUCGGGCCUAAUGUGAGGUUCUGCUGUAUGACGGCAAGCAUUGACGCGGAACAGCGAAGUGGCCUACGAGGCGACUUCAUGGCAGGCCCGAUCAAGGUUGAGGAAGAUGUAUUCAUCGGCGCGGACUGUAUCAUCUUGCCGUUCCGAACGAUCGGAAAGGGAGCGGUCGUUGGUGCUGGGUCUGUGGUCACUAGAGACGUGAAGCCGUACACCGUUGUAGCCGGCAAUCCCGCAAAGCCAGUACGACGC
Messenger RNA from Pseudocercospora fijiensis CIRAD86, 381 nucleotides. RefSeq lists its product as uncharacterized. The transcript has 2 exons. NCBI's taxonomy places the organism in Eukaryota, Fungi, Ascomycota, Dothideomycetes, Mycosphaerellales, Mycosphaerellaceae. The record is from RefSeq and is a predicted model, not a curated record. The annotation marks the transcript as partial.